This is a messenger RNA of Paramecium octaurelia, 671 nucleotides long. Lineage: Eukaryota; Ciliophora; Oligohymenophorea; Peniculida; Parameciidae. The record is from the annotation of a GenBank genome assembly.
AUGAAAACCUGGUGUAAUAAAGAAAAUAUUGUGCCUAAAUAAUAUAAGAUUCCUUCUUCACAAAACCUUCUAUAAACGAAUCAAAAUAACAAUGGCAAAGGAACCUCCCGAUAGAACACAACACGUAAUUAACAUAUGUGAAUUUAGCUUCAAAAUUAAAGAGUUAUAAUAAUCAGUUCGAAGUGAAAUUUUCAAAAAGAUCAAUUUCUUUUAUAGAGGAAAAUUUACAAAAACCGAACAAAGAACCUACGAUUGUUUGUUAUGCAAAGAAUGACACUGAUUAGAAUCAAUCAGAUAGUGAGUAAUCAUAGGAUUCAAUUAAUAUAUGGUAAGAUGAGUGUAAAUACGAGGAUUUAUUUGAUUUAUUUUAAUUUAGAUUCAAUAAUUCUUAUAAAACACCAGAUCAAUUGUAAAAUAAUGCUUUACAUUUAAUAAAAAGCUAUAAAAAGCUUUUUGGAUACAACAUAUUUAGAACAAAUAUUGGAAAAAAUCCAUUCUAUCAUAUGCCCAGAAGAAUGAGUUCACUAAAAUACUUGAAUGAGCAGAAGUAGAAUACAAGAUACUCAAAAUUAUCUGCAAAAUUCAAAUUACAAGAAAGCAAACUUCCAUUUGGAAAGAAUUCUUUUCUAAAUAAUUAGAUUACAAUUUACAAUAUUAAGGAUAAAAAAUGA